This is a messenger RNA of Pediculus humanus corporis (human body louse), 459 nucleotides long. Its product is annotated as peroxiredoxin-5, putative. Lineage: Eukaryota; Metazoa; Arthropoda; Insecta; Psocodea; Pediculidae. The transcript is spliced from 3 exons. The annotation marks the transcript as partial. The record is from RefSeq and is a predicted model, not a curated record. Gene Ontology annotation, biological process: cellular response to oxidative stress; cell redox homeostasis; hydrogen peroxide catabolic process. Gene Ontology annotation, molecular function: thioredoxin peroxidase activity. Gene Ontology annotation, cellular component: peroxisome; mitochondrion; cytoplasm.
GUAGGUGAAAGUAUACCUUCAAUAGAUUUAUAUGAAGGAGAUCCAGGAAAUUCUAUUAAUAUGGCUGAUUUGUGCAAAAAUAAAAAAGUUGUUGUGUUUGGAGUUCCUGGCGCCUUUACUCCUAGUUGUUCUAGGAAUCACCUCCCUGGAUAUCUUCAUAGGCAGGCAGAAUUAAGAAAAAAAGGAGUUGAUGAAAUUAUUUGCAUUUCAGUUAAUGAUACAUUUGUUAUGGAGGCCUGGGGAAAACUUUAUGAGGCAGAUGGAAAAAUAAGAAUGUUUGCAGAUCCAGAGGGAACAUAUACUAAGACCAUCGGAUUAGAUUUUCUUGUACCUAAAUUGGGUGGUAUUAGGUCUAAAAGAUAUUCAAUGGUAGUCGAUAAGGGAAUUGUUACACAUAUAAGUGUCGAACCUGAUGGUGUUGGAUUAUCAUGUUCUUUGGCUUCUAAAUUACCUAUUUGA